This is a messenger RNA of Venustampulla echinocandica, 822 nucleotides long. RefSeq names its product PH protein. Gene Ontology annotation, biological process: nucleocytoplasmic transport. NCBI's taxonomy places the organism in Eukaryota, Fungi, Ascomycota, Leotiomycetes, Helotiales, Pleuroascaceae. The record is from RefSeq and is a predicted model, not a curated record. Bases 1 to 822 code for a protein of 273 amino acids. Gene Ontology annotation, molecular function: GTPase activator activity. The transcript is spliced from 5 exons. Gene Ontology annotation, cellular component: nuclear pore; cytoplasm.
AUGAGCAGCGAUCCCACUACAGGCACCAGCGCGAGCUCGGAGCCCAAGCUUGAGCCCAAGGAGACGGAGCUUGCUACCAACCCGGCCCAAAAAGAUGGCGAGAAGGAGGGAGAGAGCGCGAGCGUAACAGAGACGGCCACAGAAGCUGUGACUUCCGCCGCUACCACUGCUGCUACCACUGCCGCUUCCACUGCUAGCACCGCUGCCUCGGCUGCUACCGCGACAGCCUCCGGCGUCGCCGACAAUGUCUUUGCCAUGUUUGGAGGUGGCGCCAAGAAGGAGAAGAAGGACGAGGAGGACCGUGGUGAUAACUCUGGAAGCGCAAAGGCACAGAAGGCUGCCGCUGCUGAGGAGAACCCAGAGGACGAAGUACCUGAAUCUGAGGAUGUCCACUUUGAACCCGUCAUCCGCCUUACUGAGAAAGUCGAAGUCAAGACCAACGAGGAGCUUGAGGACCAACUCUUUAAGAUGCGCGCCAAGCUAUUCAAGUUCGACAAGGCAAACAAUGAGUGGAAGGAGCGUGGUACUGGUGAUGUCAGACUUUUGAAGCACAAGGAAAACCAGAAGACAAGAUUGGUUAUGCGAAGAGAUAAGACGCUCAAGGUCUGCGCCAACCACUACAUCGUCCCGGAAAUGAAGCUCUCUCCCAAUGUCGGAUCCGAUAGGAGUUGGGUUUGGAAUGCCGCUGCUGAUGUCAGCGAGGGAGAACCAGAGGCCCAAACUCUUGCUAUUCGAUUUGCCAACACUGAUAACGCGAACCUUUUCAAGGAGGCAUUUAUCAAGGCCCAACAGGACAAUGAAGCCCUUUUCGCCAAAGCUUAA